Molecule: messenger RNA, 569 nt
Organism: Colletotrichum godetiae
Lineage: Eukaryota; Fungi; Ascomycota; Sordariomycetes; Glomerellales; Glomerellaceae
Exons: 2
Coding region: 83-457 (124 amino acids)
Cellular component (GO): fungal-type vacuole membrane
Molecular function (GO): oligopeptide transmembrane transporter activity
Source: RefSeq, a predicted model, not a curated record
UAUACCCUUCGGGAGGUCUGCGGUAAGGGCUCUAGCCCGGCCGCCACGGCGUUAAAUACAACAACAACAACAACAACAACAUAUGCCAUCGGCGCAUAUCUUGAUAUCAACAGCUCGGCUCGUAUAUGGCCGAGGCAUGCCGCCUGGGCUACUUGCAUUUGGCGUAGUUGCAUCAGCUUUUGGUGCCAUAUUUAAGAUUUUGAAAGAUUGCAAGCGUCUCAGUCGCUGGUCCACUUGGAUACCGUCUAGUGUUGCAUUAGCUGCAGGCAUGUACAUUAUGCCUGAAAUGAUAUUGGCACAAGGGAUUGGGGGUUUGAUUCAUUAUCAUAUUCUUCGUCACUGGGGUCGAGAGAAGGAAUCACGCCUUAUUUCCACGGCUACGGGCUUCAUACUCGGCGAAGGCUUGUUCAGCUUAGUGACAAUGCUCCUGCAGAGCAUUGAUGUCCCACAUUUAUGAUUUCAAAUAAUUGAGUCUCAGUUCGAUGGUUAGUCACAACGAGCCGGGUCUACGAAUUCGUAAUAGUAACUUCAGCGGUGCCUGGGGGCAACGGGACAUGUCACAGACCAGC